CUCCGCUAUCCUCUGUUUUCUUACCAUAAAGCAAAUCUAUUCUCAUGAUCAAGAGGAAAAACAAAUUUAUUUGUCCAAAUCAUCAUAACACGUAGUACGUUUUUUACUAAAAAGCAAGAGCAAAGGCUUGUUUUAUGUAAUUGGAAAAACGUACACUCAAUUCAAUAUAAUAAAAUAGGGGCAAAAAAACUUGAGAACGAUAUAUACUCUCCACUUCAUUGUGAAUUUGCAAAAACGGCUAACGUUUUAGAAAAACCCUCCAAUGGCUUCGUGGACGGAAGUAUUGACAAAUGCUGCCAUGUUUGUGAUAAUCCAAGCUCUGUCGUUUCUGAUAAUCUCCACUUCAUCCGACAUAUUCUCUUCCGAUAUCAAGAUGAAGAAGGACAAGACAUCUUUUGGCUUCAAACUCUCUCGUUCCCUUUCGCAUUUACUCGCUUUAAUCUCCGAUGAUGUCUCUCGUGUCGAAGAAGAAGUAGCAGAUGAAGAAGCAUCCUCCACCUCUCAUCAAAUACUAAUUGUUGAUUUCUAUUUUCAUGAACUUUGAUUUGUAUUUGCAGACAUUUGACUCAUAUGUUUGAUCAGACAUUGGCAUGAAAAAGUUAUCAUUUUGCCAUCAACAUAACACUGAUCAUUAAAUUGCUAUUGAUCCAUUGAAAGAAGGAAACUGAAAGAAGUAAAACAGAGUGUCAGAGACCUGUUGUAAAUACAGGACCUUUAGAAUUCGAUAUGAGAUGACAAAAACGAUACAAGUUUUGUUUACAUUUCAUGUCUUUAUCUUUAUCCUCCCCAAACUUGACGAAAGUUAAAUACUGUCAUAAAGGCAUA
This is a messenger RNA of Camelina sativa (false flax), 825 nucleotides long. RefSeq lists its product as uncharacterized. The record is from RefSeq and is a predicted model, not a curated record. NCBI's taxonomy places the organism in Eukaryota, Viridiplantae, Streptophyta, Magnoliopsida, Brassicales, Brassicaceae.